AUGCUGCCCGCGCUGCUCUGCCUCUGCGCGGCCGCCGCCGCCGGCUCCCCCGCCCGCUACCGCCUGGCCGGGCUGUUCCCGCUGCACGUCCCGCCGCUGGGCCCCGCCCGCCCGCUGCUGCGCGGCUGCGACCCCGCCUCCACCUUCAAGAGCCACGGCUACUACCUGUCCCAGGCCAUGCGCUUCACCGUGCAGGAGAUCAACAACUCCAGCGCCCUGCUCCCCAACGUCACCCUGGGCUGCGACAUCCACGACACCUGCUCGGAGCCCGCCAACCUGCACGCCACGCUGCGCGCCCUCGCUCGCGGGCGCCAGGUCCAGGUGCUGCCCGCCCUGCGACGCUAUGAGCCCGGGGCGGUGGCCGUCAUCGGGCCGGACAGCACGGAGCUGGCCGUGGCCACCGCCGCCAUCCUCGGCGUCUUCCUGGUGCCGCAGAUCAGCUACGAAGCGUCCCUGGAGACGCUGAGCCUGAAGCGGCUGUACCCCGCGUUCCUGCGCACCAUUCCCAGCGACAGGCAGCAGGUGAAGGCCAUCUUCCUGCUGCUGCAGCGCUUCGGCUGGACAUGGGUCGCGCUGCUGGGCAGCAACAAUGCCUACGGCAGGAACGGCCUGGACGCGCUCUACGAGCUGCUGAGCGCGAGCGACGUGUGUGUCGCCUACCGAGGCAUCAUCCCCACCACCAAGGACGCCAGCAGCCGGGAGCUCCACAACCUGGUCAGAAUCCUUGUGGACAGCAGGGUCAACGUCACUGUCGUCUUCUCCAACAGAAGAAGCGCGCACGUGUUCUUUGAGGUGGUGGUGCAGAGGAACGUCACGGGCAUGGUGUGGGUGGGCUCCGAAGACUGGUCGGUAGCCCAAACCAUCUGGCAGGUGCCUGGCAUCCAGAGCAUCGGCCCGGUGAUCGGGAUGUUGGUUGAGAAGACAGAGCCCACGAUGCUGGAGCGCUUCGAGGCGUGGAGGGCGGCGGAGGAAAGCGAGGCGGAACGCGCGGGCAGCGCGGGAGCGGGCGGGGGGAGCACCCAGCUGGAUUGCACCCAGCGCUGCACCCACUGCCGCUCACUCGCCAGCACCCCUGACGUGUACGACGCCCAGGCCACCUUCAACGUGUACUCAGCCGUAUAUGCUGUGGCCCACGGCCUCCACGACCUGCUGGGCUGCGCCGCGGGGGCCUGCAGCAAAGGCCCCGUCUACCCCUGGCAGCUCCUGCAAAAAAUUAAGCAAGUAAACUUCACCCUGUACAAGAGCCGCAUCUCUUUUGAUGCCAACGGGGACAUUCAUAAGGGCUACGACAUCAUCAUGUGGAACUGGAGCGGCCCGAGCUGGGGUUUCGAUGUGAUAGGAACUUUCAGCGUGAACCCAGACAGGCUGAGCAUUGACCAGAGCAAAAUCCUGUGGCACACCAGCAAUCGCCAGGCUCCCCCGUCACUGUGCUCCGUGCCCUGCCAGCCUGGGGAGUGGCGGCUGCGGCAGAGCCGCCAUCAGUGCUGCUUCAGCUGCGUGGCCUGCCCGGCAGGAACCUUCCUGAACAGAUCGGAUCUCUACAGCUGCCAGUCCUGCGGGGCAGACGAGUGGGCUCCGGCGCGGAGCGAGGCUUGCUUCGAGCGGACUGUGGAGUUUCUGUCCUGGUCCGAGCCCCUCUCCUGGGCGCUGCUGACCCUGGCUGUCCUCCUCCUGCUGCUCAUGGCAGCGCUGGCCGUCCUGUUUGCCCUCAACACCUCCACGCCGGUGGUCAAGUCUGCGGGCGGGAAGAUGUGCUUCCUCAUGCUGGGCUCUCUGGCCUGCGCCUGCAGCAGCCUCUUCUGCUACUUCGGGGAGCCCACCCGGCACACGUGCCUGCUGCGGGUGCCGCUCUCUGCGCUCGGCUUCACCGCGUUCCUCUCGUGCGUGGCGACCCGCGCCUUCCAGAUCCUCUGCGUCUUCAAGCUGAACGCGCGCUGGCCGGCGCUGCACGCGGCCUGGCUGCGGCGCCGGGGGCCGCCGCUCUUCAUCGGCGCCUGCACGGCGGCGCAGGCCGCGCUGUGCGUGGCCGCGGAGGCCGCCAGCCCCUCGGCGCCGCGCCGGGACUACGGCGUGUGGGCCGAGCGGGUGGUGCUGGAGUGCGGCCCGAGCGCCGCGGCCAGCGCGGCCGCCGCCUUCCCCGUGCUGCUCAGCGCCGGCUGCUUCGCGCUCAGCUACGCGGGCAAGGACCUGCCGGCCGGCUACAACGAGGCCAAGUGCCUGACGGGCAGCCUGCUGCUGCACCUGGCCGGCUCCGCCGCCGCGCUCUGCGCGCGGGGCGCGUUCCGCGGCCGGGCCGAGGCGGCCGCGCGGGUGCUCGGCGGGCUGUGCGUGCUCGGCGCGGCGCUGGGCGGGUUCUUCCUCCCGAAGGCCUUCGUGGUCGCGCUGCGGCCGCGGCUCAACACGCCCGCGCGGUUCCGCACGGCGAUCCGGAGCUACGCGCGGCGCCGGGCGGACGCCUGA
Molecule: messenger RNA, 2460 nt
Organism: Columba livia (rock pigeon)
Lineage: Eukaryota; Metazoa; Chordata; Aves; Columbiformes; Columbidae
Gene: TAS1R1
Product: taste 1 receptor member 1
Exons: 6
Coding region: 1-2460 (819 amino acids)
Biological process (GO): G protein-coupled receptor signaling pathway; sensory perception of umami taste
Cellular component (GO): plasma membrane
Molecular function (GO): G protein-coupled receptor activity
Source: RefSeq, a predicted model, not a curated record